Molecule: messenger RNA, 810 nt
Organism: Fragaria vesca subsp. vesca
Lineage: Eukaryota; Viridiplantae; Streptophyta; Magnoliopsida; Rosales; Rosaceae
Product: putative F-box/LRR-repeat protein 23-like
Exons: 2
Coding region: 1-810 (269 amino acids)
Source: RefSeq, a predicted model, not a curated record
AUGUUCGAUAUCCUAGAGACAGCUCAGAGGGUGUGCCUGACAUGGCGCCGGAUCUGCAAGGACCCUAUGACUUGGCGCACCAUCCGCAUGGAGUUCGAUAUUCAACUCAGCCAACAAAAGAUCGAUGAUGAAAAUUUCACUUCCGACAAAGAAAAAGAGCAUCUGCGCAAAUUCGAUUACUUCAACGCACGUAAGAUGUGCCACCACGCCAUUCAUCUUAGCUUUGGCAAUCUCGUGGAUAUCAGCAUCAAGAACUGUGGCACAGAUGAGCUCCUUGAGCAUAUGACUGAUAGUUCAACUGGAAUCAGACGCCUGCGACUAGUAUGUUCCUAUGGCAUAUCAGAUGAGGGAUUGAUUGAAGUUGCAUCAAAACUUCCCCAGUUAGAGGAUCUUGACAUCACAUAUUGCAGAAAUCUAUCACAUAGACCAGUGGAAGUGCUUGGGCGCUCUUGCCCUCUUUUGAGAUCAUUCAAAUUAAAUAAAGAAUGGCGCAAAUAUUCAGACAACUCUUUGGAUGAGAUUAUUGAUGAUGAAGGUCGGAGGAGUAAAGAUGACGAGGCACUUGCUAUAGCAGGGACGAUGCAUGGUUUAAACCACCUGCAGCUUUUCCAGAAUCAGUUAACCAAUGAUGGGUUAAAGGCAAUUCUUGAUGGUUGUCCUCAUCUUGAGUUGCUUGAUCUUCGCUCUUGUUUCAAUCUUAAUCUGGAGGGAGAUUUGGGCAGAAGAUGCACUGAAAAAAUUAAAAGACUGUUCCUUCCGGGAGAUUUGAUUCCUGGAACUUCUACUGAUUGGCCUCCCGGAUCCACCUAA